Messenger RNA from Recurvomyces mirabilis, 531 nucleotides. RefSeq lists its product as uncharacterized. The record is from RefSeq and is a predicted model, not a curated record. The coding region runs from base 1 to 531 and encodes 176 amino acids. The transcript has 2 exons. Lineage: Eukaryota; Fungi; Ascomycota; Dothideomycetes; Mycosphaerellales; Teratosphaeriaceae.
AUGCCUGGACGCAAGAGAAAUGCCCCCGAGGCAUCAUUGCCAUUCCGACCUGCUGGGCCCAAAACGCUCAAGCGAAACGCACCGCUUCCGAUCACGGUGAGCCACUAUACACCACUGCCACAGGAUAUGGCAGCUCAAGCACCACUCCAAGAUACGGGGACACCGCCAGAUCUUGGCGACAUUGGCGACCUCUUCGGUGCCAGUAAUGACCGGGUCAUUCUCGGCGAGACAGAUACCGCCCCCUGGGCCAGCGUAGAGCGGUACACCGCUGAGACCCUUCCCGGGCUCGCGAAGCCCAUUUCGAUCACUGGCGGGCGAUAUCCCGCUGGUCCUGCGCAGGAAUGGUCGAGAACGCUUUUGCUGGCUCUCGCCAAGAUGGAAGAGUAUACCGAUGCUGAGGAGGCCGGUGGGAUAUUGUGGAUGAAGUGGCGUGGGAGGGAGAGUGGGGAUGUGGCAGUGCUGACGGCGGAUGAGGUUUGGGAGGUGGUGGAUGGGAAUGAAGGCCGAGGGGAGGGAGAUUCGGGUGGUUGA